AUGUGCUCCCCUAUCACGCCAGCUUCCGGCGGUUGCCGGACGCUGUGCAUCGCAAGCGACCCUCCGAAAUACAUCGGCAUCGAUGUGGACAACACGUUCCACACUCACGACGCCGCGGCCAUGGCUAAGAACAGGCGGGCAUUCCGCAAACUUGUUGAGUCCGGUUACCGGCCGGUCUUUGUAACAGGUACUGAUCAAUGCCCAUCCGUUCACCGUUGCUUAGGCCGCACACUCAAGGCUUCCCAAGAUGUCCUAGAAGACCUGUACGCCGACGGCGUCUACAGAGGCUACCCAGGAGUCUAUCAAAACGGCGCCACCGUGUACAACGAACGAGGCGAACUCAUUUUCACGGUCGCCUUCAGCAAAGGCUUCAUCCGAGAUGUCUGCGACAUACUUGAAGAACACAGGCUCGGAGCACAUGUGUUAUUCGAAGCGCCAAACGAGUACUACGCCCUGCCGCAUGACAAGAACUUGACAGAGUUGGUGGCCAGGAAUCUGGGCCUUCCAAGCCCCGUCAUAGAAUCCACGGUCGCGGAGAUAUGCGCAGCAGACAUCACGCACAUGCUGUGUUACCAAUUCGCCAAGGUCGAGUUGCACAUGAAAGCAGAGCCCGAGCGAGAUUACGUUGCCAGGGAAGGUCCGAUGGAAAUCACCGGUAUAAAUCCGCCGUGUGUGAACAAGCUAGAGGGGCUACGGGCACUGCUAGCCUAUGAGAAGGCAGACGCGAAUGGCUUCGCCUUCAUCGGCGACGGAUCUAACGACAUAGAGGCCUUGCGGGCCUCACAGUGGUCGUUCGCCGUGGGGAACGCGUCUGGCAGCGUUAAGGCUACCGCCAAGAACGUGCUCGAGGAGACCAACGACGAGGCCGCCUUCGCAAAAAUGGCUGAGCUCCUAUACGGAAUCAACGUAGACUGA
This is a messenger RNA of Babesia ovata, 915 nucleotides long. RefSeq names its product haloacid dehalogenase-like hydrolase family member. The transcript has a single exon. Lineage: Eukaryota; Apicomplexa; Aconoidasida; Piroplasmida; Babesiidae. The record is from RefSeq and is a predicted model, not a curated record. Gene Ontology annotation, cellular component: cytosol. Gene Ontology annotation, molecular function: phosphatase activity; magnesium ion binding. Bases 1 to 915 code for a protein of 304 amino acids.